Messenger RNA from Pararge aegeria (speckled wood butterfly), 911 nucleotides. It is a transcript of the gene Tsp2A, whose product is annotated as tetraspanin-2A. Lineage: Eukaryota; Metazoa; Arthropoda; Insecta; Lepidoptera; Nymphalidae. The transcript has 5 exons. Gene Ontology annotation, cellular component: membrane. The record is from RefSeq and is a predicted model, not a curated record. The coding region runs from base 67 to 816 and encodes 249 amino acids.
GAGUGGACAACCCUACGUUCUAGUAAUAGUUUUCCUGUUUGUAGUGAAGUGAAAUAUUAAAGUGCUAUGCCGGGGGUUGGAAGAGGCGACGGCCAAGGGCCGGCGGUUGGAAAACUCGAGUCACAGAUUUAUUGCAUCAAGUAUACUUUGUUCUGCUUCAACAUUGUACUAUGGUUGUUCGGUGCUUCAGUAUUCGCCUUAUGCCUUUGGAUAUGCAUCGAGCCCGGAUUCAACGAGUGGAUGAGUAUUCUCCAACUGCAAAAGUACUUUAUCGGUAUCUACAUAAUACUUAUCGGUUCACUAGUCAUCAUGGUCGUAGCAUUUCUUGGAUGCGGUUCAGCGCUCAUGGAAAACGUUAAGCUUUUAUAUGCGUACAUAAUAUCUCAGAUAUCAUCUUUCGUACUUGGAUUGGUAGGCGCAUGUGUUGUUUUGGAUUUCUCUACGUACGACUCCAGCAUCCAGCCUCUCAUCAAAGACGUCAUCCUAAGGCUUAUGAAUAACCCUCAACACGAAGGGAGCCGGGAAAUUCUUAGGAUGGUGCAGGAAGGGAUUGGUUGCUGCGGUGCUGAUGGCCCAAUGGACUUCCUCAACCUCAAUAAGCCUUUGCCAUCAGAGUGCCGUGACUCCGUCACUGGCAACGCGCACUUCCAUGGUUGCGUAGACGAGCUUACGUGGUUUCUGGAGAGCAAGACGGGUUGGUUGGCAGGCAUUGUUCUCGCUUCAUGUAUGAUUUGCGUGGUAAAUGCUGUCAUGUCAUUGGUCCUCAUCCAAGCAGUCAAGAAAGAAGAAGAUGAAUCAGUUACAUACAAAAACUGAGCAAGUUUAAUUGUAAGAUAAUCUUAAUUUUUAGGCUUACGGAGUUAUAGAAAUAGAUUUAUAUUUUAUUUUUAUAUAAAUAAACACUAUUUAAA